Messenger RNA from Dermochelys coriacea (leatherback sea turtle), 1635 nucleotides. It is a transcript of the gene PIP4K2A, whose product is annotated as phosphatidylinositol-5-phosphate 4-kinase type 2 alpha. The record is from RefSeq and is a predicted model, not a curated record. Gene Ontology annotation, biological process: phosphatidylinositol metabolic process. Gene Ontology annotation, molecular function: phosphatidylinositol kinase activity. NCBI's taxonomy places the organism in Eukaryota, Metazoa, Chordata, Testudines, Dermochelyidae. Bases 168 to 1409 code for a protein of 413 amino acids. The transcript is spliced from 11 exons.
GAAGCCGUGGGGAGGGGGCGGGACCCUUUCCGCGAGCGGCGCAGGCGGCCAGGCCAGGAUGCGCCUGGCAUCCCGCGGCAGGCAGCCCGCCACCCCCGUGCAGCGCCAGCCGCCUCCCCUCCGCCCGGGCCCGGGGCGCUGAGCCGCCCCCUCCCCUCGGCUGCGCCAUGGCGGCCCCCGGCAACAUCGUGUCCGUUAUGGCGAGUAAGACCAAGACCAAGAAGAAGCACUUCGUGGCGCAAAAAGUGAAGCUGUUCCGGGCCAGCGACCCGCUGCUCAGCGUCCUCAUGUGGGGGGUCAACCACUCGCUCCAUUGGGGCAGCACACCUAAGAUCAAUGAACUGAGCCAUGUUCAAAUCCCUAUUAUGUUGAUGCCAGAUGAUUUCAAAGCAUAUUCAAAGAUAAAGGUGGACAAUCACCUUUUCAACAAAGAAAACAUGCCAAGUCAUUUCAAAUUUAAGGAAUAUUGUCCAAUGGUAUUCCGCAAUCUGAGAGAGAGAUUUGGAAUAGAUGAUCAGGACUUUCAGAAUUCCUUGACGAGAAGUGCUCCACUUGCUAAUGAUUCUCAAGCACGAAGUGGUGCCCGUUUUCACACCUCAUAUGACAAAAGAUAUGUUAUCAAAACUAUAACAAGUGAAGAUGUAGCAGAAAUGCACAACAUUCUGAAGAAAUAUCAUCAGUAUAUUGUGGAGUGUCAUGGGAUUACGCUUCUUCCCCAGUUUUUUGGCAUGUACCGGCUUACCGUUGAUGGAGUUGAGAUGUAUAUGAUUGUAACAAGAAAUGUGUUUAGCCAUCGUUUGUCUGUUUAUAGAAAAUACGAUUUAAAGGGCUCUACUGUGGCUAGAGAAGCCAGUGACAAAGAAAAGGCCAAAGAGCUGCCAACAUUCAAAGACAAUGAUUUUAUUAAUGAUGGCCAAAAGAUUUAUAUUGAUGAAAACAACAAAAAGGUGUUCCUUGAAAAGCUCAAAAAGGAUGUGGAGUUCCUUGCUCAGUUAAAACUCAUGGACUACAGCUUGUUGCUUGGAAUUCAUGAUGUUGAGAGAGCUGAACAGGAAGAGAUAGAGUGUGAGGAAAAUGAUGGAGAAGAUGAAGGAGAAAGUGAUGGGACCCACCCUGUUGGAACGCCUCCAGACAGUCCAGGAAAUACACUGAACAGCUCACAGCCUUUGGCUCCAGGGGAAUUUGAUCCAGCCAUUGAUGUUUAUGGAAUAAAAUGCCAUGAAAAUGCACCUAGGAAGGAGGUAUACUUUAUGGCCAUUAUUGACAUUCUUACUCAUUAUGAUGCAAAAAAGAAAGCUGCCCACGCUGCAAAAACUGUUAAACAUGGUGCGGGUGCAGAGAUUUCAACCGUUAACCCUGAACAGUAUUCAAAGCGCUUCUUGGACUUUAUUGCCAACAUCUUGACGUAACCUAUCAUGUGACAGAGGACAGACACAAGACCUGGGGACCGCAUCGGUGGCUACAAGUGUAGGGAAAAGAAAGGAACUCAGAGAAGUGCUCAUCUUGCAGAAAGCAACCCCCUUGUUUACAUCUGCUGGCAAAGAUGAAUAAUUUGGGGUGGAAUACUUGCUUUAACAGCUGCCUGAUAUUCCCAGCAUAGUUCUAGCUAUUUCUGACUUUUUUUGUGUGUGCAAA